UUGCCGCGGCGGGUCCGGGGCUGCCGGUGUCCGGCGAUGGCUCAGCCCAGCGAGGCCUCGGCCCACACGGCGGCCGCCAUGGACAGCAACGUCCUGGCCAUCGUCAUCGCGGCGACUGCUCUUUGCUGUGACACCCGGAGGGCGAAGCGGGGAGGCCCCUUCGGCCACCGGCUCAUUCUCCUCUUCUCCCGACCCCUGGCAGCCGUGUCCACCUCCGUCUUCAUCGUGGCCAUCCUCAUCCUGCUGCUGCUCCUCUACCACCGGGACCCCAUGUGCUGCCAGUUCCUCUGCUCCUGCCGCUUCUUCCAGACGCCCAGCCAGUAUGACUGUCCCCCGCCUUACUUCAGCAGCAGCCAGCGGCUGGUGGGUCCCCACAGCGGAGCAUCCCGGCUGGAGAGCGCUGCCGAGAACCCCGGUGUGCAGGGAGACGAGCUGUUCUGCGUCGGACCCCCCAGCAGCUACCAGCUCCCUUCCUGGGAGCAGCCCCGCUUGCCGAGCUAUGAGAGCGUGCGGAAGAAAGAUCGCCAGCGGGAAAUCCAUCAGAUGAUCGCCGAGAGGUUCGGGCUGUGGGCAGAGCCUUCCCUGGAGAUGCCACCUCCCUACGAGCAUGCUCUGAGGCAUCCUCCAGCUUUCUCAGGAACAGUCAUAAGCUCGGAGAGCUUGGACCGACGUGGUGUGCCGGACCCUUUCCAGGCCCCUCUGGGCUACCAAACUCAGCGAAACACAGACGUGUAAAGGCUUUGGCCUCCGCGUACUGCUUCUCCCUGCGGUGUCAGCGACAGAAGUGCCUGUGACAUCAUUCUCGUCCGCAGGGAGCAGCUGGACUUCAGACCUCCACCCAGAUUCGCCAUCAGCCGAGACACAGGCAAGUCAGACCCUGCCGGCGGAGACAUCCCUGCGUCAGCACCAGGACAACCACAGAGCCGCUGCCAGGGAUGUCCGCUGGCUCUUCUCUGGCAAACGUACUGGUACCAAAGGCGACAGACCGGCUGCUGGCUGCUACACAGGGGACAAAGCCAAGGUGAAGGUCUGCUGCGGCAGAGCUCCUCCAGGCAGCUGGCCUGUCAUACUUCCAAGGCAAGCACUGCCCGGCGUGCCAAGGAUCAGACCUCAGACAGUGGUCGUCGUGUGCUACUUCGCUUAUUUCUUAGGUUAUAAAACCUUUUACUUUAUGGGUGUAUCAGAUCCCAGGUGGGAAUCCUCACCUGUGAGGAGCAGAAUGAACCUUGCGUCGGAGCAUCGCUCUGUGCUCUCACAGCAACAGUCCUCUGGGACCGAGAGCAAUUUUAGAUGGACUUCAGCUAAUGACUGGGAGAGUGUCCAGGGGUUGUCACCUGCUGUACCAACCACCGAGGUGAACCCUGUGACUGGGAAAGGACAGGAGAAGCAUGGACAAAAUAGCUGGUGGUCUCCAUGAAGAACAUAAAGCAAAGACACAUGUGGCUGGCCCCGUUUACCUAGUUGUCUUCUGCAGAGCAGACAAUCUCAUAAUGUCAACACUGGUGUCCUUACACCACCGAUUUUGAUAACGUGUUUUCUACUGCAGAGCCAAUGUUUCAAAUUGUUUACAAACCUGUAGAUAAAAUGAGAUCAGUUUGGCCACAGGGCAUUCGGGCUCCUUUCUUUCGAGCAAUGUAAGCUCAAAAAUGUCACGGAAUGACUUGGGGAAGACAAAAGGAUAAGUUUUCUGAAUUAUGGCUUUAUGAUACACCUGCAGCUGCUGAGCUCCAAAUACCACCUCAGACCUCUGCGUCUUACCACGCACUCUAAAACUAGUCAUGAGUUCGCUUUAUGAGUGUGAACUUGCCUCACGUGGCUAGUAAAUGGAACACUUUCAGAUAUUUCAGAUAUUUGAGUUAAUCAUUGAGGUGAGUUAGAUAGAAGGAAAAAUCUAGCUUCCUGAGAUGCAGUUAGGUGCAAGCGGAAAAGUAUCCGUCCUCUUCUGCAGUACAAAUAUAACAGUAAUGUCUAAAAAUGAGUAAAAAUAGCUAGAGGGAAU
This is a messenger RNA of Chroicocephalus ridibundus (black-headed gull), 1999 nucleotides long. RefSeq lists its product as uncharacterized. The record is from RefSeq and is a predicted model, not a curated record. Lineage: Eukaryota; Metazoa; Chordata; Aves; Charadriiformes; Laridae. The transcript is spliced from 5 exons. Bases 37 to 735 code for a protein of 232 amino acids.